Molecule: messenger RNA, 3010 nt
Organism: Coregonus clupeaformis (lake whitefish)
Lineage: Eukaryota; Metazoa; Chordata; Actinopteri; Salmoniformes; Salmonidae
Product: alsin-like
Exons: 23
Coding region: 1-2466 (821 amino acids)
Source: RefSeq, a predicted model, not a curated record
AUGAAGACCAAGGAGCUCUCCAAAAGUGGUCAAGGACAAAGUGUGGAGAAGGAGUGUUUCGGGAAGAAGUUGGAUGUAUUGCGUCAGCUGUCAGAGUCCAGUGGAGACAAGGUUCCUCUGUCUGACCUGUUGGUGUCGCUGUUCUACUCUCUAUACAACACAUCCGCACGAGUACAGCAGGCUGCUUCUCAAGCUGGCCACCUGUUUCGAUGUGGGAGGAAGAGGAAGGAGUCAGAGACAACUAACCAGUUCUGGAGGACAUAUUCUGGGAAAACUACUGAUGUCCUUCAGACGCCCCAGCGCAGGCUGGUGUAUGAAAGCAGCGACAAGAGCCUGACCCUCCAGAACGCUGGGAGGUUCUCUGUUAACCGGUUCAUCCUGUUCAACGACGCUCUGAUUCAUGCACAGUUCUCAUCUCACCAUGUCUACCCUCUGGCCACUCUCUGGGUGGAGGCCAUCACGGACAUCACUGCCAGCAGCAACCAGUAUGGAAUUAAGGUGACAACUCCAGAGGAGAGCUUCACUCUGCUGGCCUCCUCCCCUCAGGAAAAGGCGAAGUGGCUGAGGGCUAUUAACCAGGCCGUGGAGGUGGUGUUGACCGGAGAGGGGAGCGGUGCUGGGGUCCCUGCUGUCUCUCGUACCGCCUCCUACGUCUUCUGUAAAGACCUCCGUCUGAAGGACGCCUCCUACUCAGGGCGCUGGCUGUCUGGCAAGCCCCACGGCAAAGGGACCAUGAAAUGGCCAGAUGGCAGAACGUUCACAGGGACGUUUAAACAAGGACUGGAGGACGGCUACGGAGACUGUAAAAUGCCAAACAAGCUCCUCGACAAGAGUGAUCGUUACCAGGGCCACUGGAGAGAUGGGAAGAUGCAUGGCUUUGGGACGUACAAGUAUGCUACAGGUCAGGUGUAUGAGGGAUCCUUCCAUGAUAACAUCCGUCAGGGCCAUGGGAUGCUGAGCUCUGGGAAGCUGAUUGGCUCUUCCUCCAGUGUGUUCGUUGGCCAAUGGCUUCAGGACAAGAAGAUGGGAUAUGGAGUCUUUGAUGACAUCACUAGAGGGGACAAGUACAUGGGCCUAUGGGUAGAUGACCAGCGCCAGGGCAAUGGGGUGGUAGUCACUCAGUUUGGUCUCUACUAUGAAGGGGCCUUCAGCAACAACAAGAUGAUGGGCACUGGUCUGCUGGUGUCUGAUGAUGACACGGCCUUUAAGGGAGAGUUCUCAGACGACUGGACCCCUAAUGGCAAGGGUACCCUGUCGAUGUCCAAUGGAGACUUCAUAGAGGGUCUGUUUAGUGGAGAGUGGACCUCAGGGUUGAAGAUCACGGGAACCUACAUUAAGCCUAAUCUCUAUGAACCUGACAAGGAGUCAACCUGCGUGCUUGAGGUGGGCCGUCUAGCCGUACCACCAGAGCAGAAGUGGAGGGCAGUGUUCUCCGAGUGUUGGAGCAGGCUGGGCUGUGAGGCCCCGGGACGGCCUGAGGAGAGCAGGAGGGCCUGGGAACAUAUCGCUGUUACACUCACCACAGGACGCAGAGACAGUCCAGAGCUGCUGAGCAGGUCUCAGAGCAGAGUCCUGGAGAAGCUGGAGGUGAUUCCACAACACACAGGUCCAGUUACUGCUGCGAGGUAUGACGUCAUCCGACGAUACCUCACCAAGGCCUGUGAGACCCCCCUCCACCCUCUGGGAUGGUUACUGGAGACCCUGGUGACGGUGUACAGGAUGACCUAUAUAGGGGUAGGGUCUAACAGAAGGUUGCUACAACAGGCUGUGGAAGAGAUCAAGUCCUACCUCAGACGCAUCUUCCAGCUGGUCAGGCUUCUGUUCCCUGACCUCCCUGAUGAGGGGGUUGUUAUCCACACUGACCCCAAAGGAUCCUCAGAGACAAACCAGCAAGGCUGGUUGGUGAGUAGCUCCACUCUGCUGCUGCCCGUCCUGCUGCCGCGGCUGUACCCUCCUCUGUUCACCCUGUAUGCCCUGGACAAGGAGAGAGAGGAGGAGGUGUACUGGGACUGUGUCCUGAGGCUCAACAAACAGGCUGACCUGGGCCUGCUGGCCUUCCUGGGGGUCCAACAGAAGUUCUGGCCUGUUUCCGUGUCUGUGUUGGGAGAGAAGCAGCAGGUCCUUCCCAGCACCAAAGAUGCUUGCUUUGCUUCUGCAGUGGAGACCUUACAACAGAUCAGCACCACCUUCACCCCGUCAGACAAGCUGCAGGUGAUCCAGCGUACCUUUGAGGAGCUGACCCAGGAAGUACAUGCCCUGCUAGAGGGGAACUUCCUGUUUUCCAUGGACGACCUCUUCCCUCUCUUCCUCUACGUCGUGCUUAGAGCACGGAUGAGGAAUCUGGCUGCUGAGGUGAGUCUUAUAGAAGACCUAAUGGACCCCUCUCUGCAGAACGGAGAACUGGGACACAUGUUCAUCACACUCAAGGCUUGCUGUUUUCAGAUCCAGCAGGAGAAGACCACGUAGGGAAGGAAGUGUACUGCCUUCUACAACGGAGGUCGACCGGGGCGGACCCACUUUCCAUCCCGUCGACUCCAGAUGACCAGAUAGUCAGUCUGGCGAUUGAUCAUCCUGGGCUAAAGACAUUUACAUUUUUUUACUAUUAUUUAUACAGGGAAGUCCCAUUUGAGACCGAAGCCCUGCUUCACAAAAAGUAGCAAAACAAUACAAAGUACACAAUAAGGAAUUAGUGAAACAAUUAUAACAAUCAAAGGCCGGAGCAUGAGAAAUAAAUUAGAAAAAUGUAUUUAAGAGAUGCAGUGAAAAGGGACUUCUAGACUUCAGGUGCUGCUGCCUCAUGACAAAGGGAACUUUCAUGCACCCUGACUAGCUUUUACCCUGACUAGCUUUUACCCUGACUAGCUUUUAUCCUGACUAGCUUUUAUCCUGACUAGCUUUUAUCCUGACUAGCUUUUACCCUGACUAGCUUUUACCCUGACUAGCUUUUAUCCUGACUAGCUUUUAUCCUGACUAGCUUUUACCCUGACUAGCUUUUAUCCUGACUAGCUUU